AUGACCUCGUCACUGCAUGAAGAUCAGCUCGGUGGCAAUGGCAUGUUGCCGGUUGAUGACUCGGGUCAGUGUCGUUCGGUGGUUGUUAUUUUGUCUAGCUCUGUAAGCCCGCGAUCAGCUGCCACCGCAGUAUCAAGGCCAACUCAGAUGAACGCGAAUACAAAGGAGUAUACCGGAAGCAUUGAGCAGCCGCGUUCUCAGCAACAUUCAACAACACCUCUGUCUUCGCGAUCACGUAACACUACAACAAAACAGCAGGCGAGGUUGUCACGGCCAGCAUCAACGACAGCGCGUCCUUUAGCAAAUCCGCGUCCUAACACCGCUGGACAGGCUUCUACUCCUCUCGGUUUGAGCCAACGACAUGUUGCACCGUCCAACGUGCGUGUACCUAAUCCGAAAGCCCAGGUUUGGCCUGUAACAUUUUUUGUUUUUAUCUAA
Strongylus vulgaris is the source of this 438-nucleotide messenger RNA. The record is from the annotation of a GenBank genome assembly. Lineage: Eukaryota; Metazoa; Nematoda; Chromadorea; Rhabditida; Strongylidae.